This is a messenger RNA of Ochlerotatus camptorhynchus, 4159 nucleotides long. RefSeq names its product NEDD4-binding protein 2. Gene Ontology annotation, cellular component: nucleus. The transcript has 4 exons. The record is from RefSeq and is a predicted model, not a curated record. Lineage: Eukaryota; Metazoa; Arthropoda; Insecta; Diptera; Culicidae. Bases 293 to 3607 code for a protein of 1104 amino acids. Gene Ontology annotation, molecular function: endonuclease activity; ubiquitin binding.
UUCGCAUGCAUUCUCGCGGGCGGAUUUUUUCUUCUCCAUUUUACUUGUGGUAAUAAUAGGAUUAAUCUGGAUUUAUAUGUUUGCGCUGCCUAAUUAACGCGAGUUUUGAGCGCUGUUUUCGAAAGUUAGUGUUUGUGACAGUUGUUCGUUGAUCAAAAGUAUAUUGUCGACGUCGUGAGUCUUCCGUUGUUAGACCAGCGGAAUUACGCCACCUUCUUUAAUGUGCUUCAGCUUCAACCUUGAAGUAGGAAGAAACCUGUUCAUUGUGAUUAGGUGAUCGAAGAGAUUGAACAUGCUCGGGGACGAAAUACUGGCUCAGUUAACGGAAAUGUUCGGUGAUUACAUCGACCAGACGCGGAUCCAAAAUACGGUGAAAAGAUGCAACAACGAUCUGGAAGCAUGUAUUGAAAUGCUGUUAAAAGAUGAGGAUGAAACCGUUGACGAUAGUCCCAAGUUUCUCCAGGUACAAUCGGAAGAUUCAUGGGAUAUGCUAUUGAAUUCGGAAAGUUCGCAAAAUGCAAUGUUGCAGCAACCGUUACCAGCCGCUUCUACGGGAGCUAUCAAGAAGAUUUCCACUCAACAACCAACCGCGAACGAAUCACUCUCGUUUGCCUCCUUCCUGCACAAAGGAAGUACCCCGCAAGGUUUUGGCAGUCUGCCCCAGCCUCAGCGUAGUUCCAACAUGAUUCGCCGGGGUGACAAAUGGCCUUCAAAUUUUGAUUCCGUCGUUGAUCUCAUCAACCGGGGCUAUCGAGUGAUGGUUCUUAUGCGAGGUGCUCCAGGUUCUGGAAAAUCUUAUCUCUCGCGUGCUCUUAUCGAUAAGACGCUCGGAAAUGGAGAUUAUCGAAAUCACGUCUUCAGUGCGGACGAUUACUUCAUCGUGAACGGGGUUUACAGGUACCAGGCGGAUAGGAUCGAAGAUGCCCAUCGGUUCAACCAGAACAAUGUUCUAGCAAAGGCGCGAGAUGGGUGGAGCCCCAUUGUGGUGGAUAAUACCCACAUGAAGCUGUGGGAAAUGUUUGCCUAUGUGCAGAUUGCGGCAGACAAUGGGUACCACUUAGAAGUGUUGGAACCGGUAACGCACUGGAGGUUCAACUCGAGAAGUUUGGCCUCCAGAAAUACACAUGGCGUGCCAGAGGGGAAAAUUAAGGCCAUGUUGACGAAUUAUGAAAAGUUAAAGGAUACGACUGAGCUGUACAAACAGUGCAAAUUGGAGCACGCUUUGUAUCUUCCGCAGAAGAUGCGUCAUUUUCCGAUACUCAAACAGGAUUUGCAACUGAAUAUUGACGAGAAUCAAAACAGAUACCAGAAACAAACGACGGAACCAUCAUCUCUGGACACAGCUAUGAAAGAAUGGUCUACGACGGAUUGGGAAGCUUCCAACGAUUCGCAAACGAAAUCUACCCAUGGGGAAGCAGACGCCGACGAUAAUGCCAUAGACCUAGCAAACAUUCCAAUCCCGAAACCGCCACGGCUGGCGACACCAAAACACACAACGAUUGUUUCCACCAACAGUAGCAGUUCGAUGGCCGACGAUCAGGACUCCAACCAGCAGGUCCUGGCAGUACAAACCGACGUCGAAGGCGAUCCCGAAUGGUGCUGGCCUACGACCAACGAAAUCAGUUGGAAACCUUACGACAAGGAGAGCAUCGACUUCUGGACCCAAUCCGAUCCCACCGGAGGAGCACAGCGACUUGUAAAAACUCCUGAAACUCCUCAACCAAAGCGAGCUGAUCAACUCCAAGCUCCUACAUCGUUCCUUCUGUCGAGCAUAAAAAUCCCGGCAGAAUGGAAGACUCCGGAAAACUCAGCCGGUGUGACGCCGGUCAAGCCCAGCGAAAAGAAGAAAUCGGAAAAGAAACGGAUUGCUCUGGUCAGGCACAGACGGGGAUGCAAAAAUGAAAACACUAGUUUCUCGGAAAUUUGCAUCCUCUAUCCCCAGAUUCCGGUCCAGUAUUUAUGGGAUUUGUUCGAGAACUGCAAUGGGGACGGUGAUUGGACAGCAAAUCUGUUGCUAGAAGAGCAAAAGACAUACGAAUUCGAGGCAGCUGAUAAUGCAGAAGCCGGUGCGGUUGGCGGUCCACUCGCGUUUGAAUGUGAUUGCAAUGAAACAAUGGUAUCGCAAGUGCCUUCCGGUGAUCCCUCCGGCAGUGGUGGUGGUGGUGGAGGAGGGGGCUACGAAACCGAUCGUUCUACCGUCAGCUCGGAAUCACCCCGGAACACAACGAAAAGAAAAGACAAAGCCCUAUCGGAAGACUUACAAAACGCCAAAAAGCAGCUGGAAGCAUUCGUUGUCCUGGGAAAAGAACACUACUCCAAACAUAUACAGCAGAUACGGGCAUCCAAGGGAAUUAUCAGCAAAGAGGAAGCCGAUCGGAAAUCCGUAGAAUCGGAAACGUUCAGCACGGAAGAUCCGAUCAAAUCUGAUCCCGAAGUGCUGGAAGUAACGUUGGGAAUUAAUCUCAUAAGCCAGUUACACGCCACUUUCAAGGAUAAGCAUGGCUCGGGUGCCAUCUCCUUAGACGAACUAACCAAUGAGCGAACAAAGGUUUUCAUGGCUACCGAAAUGGCAGAACAGUUGUAUUUGUCGUUCUUGGAUUCCAUCUACAGCUGCAGGGAGGAAAACAAGAUUUACACGAUGAAAAAAGAUGCCCGAUUGGCACAGCAAAUGGAAGCGAAGGAAAAGUAUCCCGUUCUGUUCAAGAAGACCACCGAGGAUUCCCCCAACCUGAACGACAUUAUGGAAAUGGAGUACGCCCUAACGGCGUACCGAAGCGAAAUCAACGGCUGGGCUAAGCAAGCUCCGCAAGAUCUGGCCUCGCAUAUGACUCGUCAAAAGCUAGCCGAAAUGUAUCCUAGCGUUGACGGGAAAGUCCUGGCAGAAAUCCUACAUGCCCAUCAUAACAAAUUCAGCGACACUAUAACCGUCCUAAACAAUUCCAUUCCGGAAGAGCUGAGAAACCAAAUCGCCCGCGAACGGGAAGCCCUUCUGAAGCGAGCAGAAGCCGAAAAACAGAAACCACUUCCUCCGUCCUCAACGUCGCCACCUCCGACGGUCGACCAGGGACCGUCAUCCAGCGAAGACGACAUCAAUCUUCACCUGAAAACGGCCGAAGAAUGCCGCAAUCUGUCCCAACACCACCAGGAACUGAAAAACGAAUGCCACGAGAAGGCUCGGAAUGCCAUUCAGCGGGGCAUGGCCGGGGUGGCCGAGUACUAUGCCCAGGUUGCUCGGCUUCAUCGAACCAAAAUCGAUAUGUACAGCAGUAAGGCCUCGAAUGCCAUCAUGGAGGUGCACAAGCUGACGCUGAACAAUGUAGAUGUGUUGGAUUUGCACUAUCUACACUCGGAGGAAGCGCUGCGGUGUCUAGAGAUUUUCCUAGCGGAGCACGCCAGAAAGCUGACCCACCGGAGGCAGCAGUUCAAAGAACUGUUUAUCAUUACGGGACGCGGGUUGCACUCGGCAGAUGGCAUACCGAUCAUCAAGCACCGGGUGAAGGCUAUGCUACGGGACCUGGGAUUGAGGUGCGUGGAGUUGAACCCCGGUUUCCUGAAAAUCAAACUGCACAACAAUCCAGAUAUGCUGGAUCGACUGCUAGCAUCCUAAGAGGGAGACGUUCAGCGUAUACCGUAGACGAAAGUUUAUCGUGCCGGCAGGUGGUUGAGACACUGAGACACCUUUUUUGACUGACGAUUUUUUUAAACGAAAUGAUCAGACUUUUCUUUUUUGUUUUGCAACGGCCGAUCAGGUAUAAUAUAUUUUACUAUCAAUAUGGAGCUUAAUACAAUUUUUAUAGACAGGAAAGCACUUUAAUUUUUUAGCAUUUUCCUAUCGUGAUUGGUACGGGGAGUAGUGAGUGGGUCAUCGUUCUAUGGAAAAAAACGCAAACUUUACCUCAUCAAUCGAGAACAACCCUUUUUUGGUUUCAUUUGGAGUCCCAAACAACUGUGCAAAAUGUGGGGACGAUUGGUUGUAAAUCGGCUUUCUGCAUCGCGUUUGAAAUUUGUAUGGACUUUUUUGCAUUUUUAUCCCUAGAGACCACAAUUUUGCAUGAACCAUGCAACUAAUACAAAUAUAGUCCAGGAUGUGCCUAACAAUUUUGCCAAAGAAAGUACGGUGUUAGAAUGUUUCUAAAAUUAAUUUGAACUAAACACCAAA